GGAAUCUCUACUCUUACUAGAUUCGGUACCUUUUUGGUGUUGGUUUAGCAUUGGUCGCGUUGACUUUUUGGGAGUUGAAGAUUUGAAGCGGAGAUGUCGCCGGAAGGAGAGUCGGUUACGGUGGAUCCAGUUGUUACGGUGAAGAGGAAGACACCUCAGUCAUCUCGGAGUUGGAUUUCCAUAGACACGACGGGGCACAAAACGGUGCUUGACGAAGACAAAUAUGCUAUUAUGCACCGUGUUCAGAUCCACGCUCGCGAUCUCCGGAUCCUUGACCCGAACCUUUAUUACCCGUCAGCUAUUCUAGGUCGAGAGAGAGCCAUUGUUCUUAACUUAGAGCAUAUCAAAGCCAUUAUCACUGCUCAAGAGGUUCUGGUUCGGGAUUCGUUAGAUGAAAAUCUUAUUCCUGUCCUGGAGGAGUUUCAGAGACGUUUGCCUGUUGUUCAAGGAGAUGCUGAAGCUGGUGAAGAAGAUGAAUCACCUUUUGAGUUUCGGGCGCUAGAGGUGGCUUUGGAAGCUAUAUGCAGCGUACUAGCUGCAAGGACAACUGAACUAGAGACUUCUGCUUAUCCUGCUUUGGAUGAACUAACCUUGAAGAUAAGUAGCCGUAACUUGGAAAGGGUUCGUAAAUUGAAGAGUGCCAUGACAAGAUUGACAGCUCGAGUCCAAAAGGUAAGGGAUGAGCUCGAACAGUUGUUGGAUGAUGACGAUGAUAUGGCUGAUAUCUAUCUUACAAGGAAGCUCGCUGGUGUAUCUUCUUCAUCAAUUAGUGUUUCUGAUGAACCUCUUUGGUAUCCUACUUCACCAACAAUAGGUUCCAUGAUUUCAAGAGCAAGUAGAAUGAGUUUAGUCUCGGUUCGUGGUGACGAUGAAAAUGAUGUUGAAGAACUUGAGAUGUUGCUCGAGGCUUACUUCAUGCAAAUCGACAGCACUUUGAACAAAUUAACCGCGCUACGCGAGUAUAUUGAUGACACAGAGGAUUACAUUAACAUCCAGCUAGACAAUCAUCGAAAUCAACUCAUUCAGUUAGAGCUUAUGUUAAGCUCUGGAACAGUCUGCAUAUCAAUGUACUCUAUGAUCGCGGGAAUAUUUGGCAUGAACAUUCCAUACACAUGGAACGACGAACAUGGAUACGUUUUUAAAUGGGUGGUUAGCCUCACGGGGGUAUUUUGCGCAGUCUUGUUUGUGAUUGUACUGUCGUACGCUAGGUUCAAAGGGCUUGUGGGAUUUUGGUGGUCCAAGGAAAAUAAACAGGGUGGAUCGUAAAGACUUUGAUUGUAAAUACAUCAUGUAUAAACUGUUCACCAUAUGAAAAUAUAUACGAUGAACGAUUAGGAGGAUCCAUGGUUUCAUUUGAUAGACAAAUUUUAUCCG
Molecule: messenger RNA, 1374 nt
Organism: Eruca vesicaria subsp. sativa (arugula)
Lineage: Eukaryota; Viridiplantae; Streptophyta; Magnoliopsida; Brassicales; Brassicaceae
Source: the annotation of a GenBank genome assembly